CCCCCCCACCUUGAAGCUGGAAUACCCCCCUACGAACUAGGCACCCCCGGUCCUGACCCCCGGUUGCCCGAUGCUUGUUCUACCAUCGCCAGAGCGGGACAAGUCAAACAUCCGUCAUCUCAUGUAAAAUGACGAGAACCCGGAUCCAAAGUCGAUGACGGAAAGCUCACGUUGACUAUCCGACCGUGGUAGGUCGCUCACAGAUGUCAAGCUUUCCGAGCACCAUGAGACCGUCGCCAUCAUCUCCUAGAGGGACACCGUUCACGGCACCUCAUGCUUGUGAAAUUUGCAGAGAGCGCAAAGUGCGAUGCGACAGAGCGCUGCCAAAAUGCAGACGGUGCGACCGCCUCAAUCAACCGUGUGCCUACAAUCCGGCCCAUCAACGUCGCACACGCGAUGAGCAGCUGCAGCAGCUCCAGGAGCGGCUGGCCAAGACCGAGGCCCAACUCGCCCUCAAUACCUGUUCGUCGAGACCGACUCCAUCAGGGCGCCCGCAGUCACGAUCCGACACCAUGGAGCCGACCGUUCCGCCGCGUUGGUCAGCGAUGCCGGACCCCGUCACGUCGGGUACAAGCUCGAGCUCCAUGUCGCGACGAAGCUCGCAAUAUCAGCUGCCAUCGACGACAGUUCUGCAUCCUUCAUUGCUGUCGGCGUCGGGACACCCGGCUACUAACGACCAAAUGGACUUGGGCAAGUCCAGGAGGACGAGUGCGGUCGUUGAUAUCGCCAGUAACGGUUCAUCCGUACUCGAUAUCGAUCUCUUUACUUCGGUCAACGACGGCACAGGCUCUGAUAUGGCCUUCGAUUGGACAAUUCAACCGCUUUCGGCACUCGAACCUCUGGACAACCUCCUCCUCCCCUGCCUUUCACCCCAGUCAUUGUCUCACAGCGACCUAGAAGAAGACAUAUCCCCCGCAGAGCUGAGUGCGCUGCACAACCACUAUUUCGAGUCCAUCUACUCCUCUUUCCCCUUCCUUAAUAGAGAUCGGUUCUUGGCAGAGUCCGCAGGCGGCGGCGGCAGCCCUGCAGUGUCCGCUCUGGUUUACGCCGUGGCCCUGACCGGCUGCGCUCAUUCUUCAAAGGACCCCAGCAAACAGUCUACAUGCUACAGCCUGGCACGUAACUACGCUGAGAAAUGCGAACGAGACGGCAUCCUGAACGACCUCAACUUCCUACAGGCCUUGCUGUUCAUCGGCCGUUUCGAGGCCAUGGACCGAAAGUUGGAAAGGAGCUGGCUGACGCUGGGACGAGCCGCCAUGCUUUGCACGCUUUUGGAGCUGCCUCAGAUGGACCGGAGGGACGAGGGCGACGGAACCCAAGACGAUGGGAGGCAAAGCGGCUCUCGCUUGUGCUUGCCGCCUACGGACGAUCCCGUUCUUUUGGAAGAGCGACGGCGCACAUUUUGGGGGCUAUAUAUAUUGCAGAGUUACGUCAAAACACGGACAGGCUGGCAGUGCCAGCUCGGCGACGUCAAGAACUUCCGAAUCAAGCUGCCGUCCCCGGGCCUGCUGAGGUCCGAUCUAGUACCGCGGGAAAUGCCGUUUUUAUCAAACAUACGCAACGAGUCCGGGCACGAGAUCUCGUCUUACGCGGGCUGCGUCCUGAUGGUCGAGCUAGCUCUGCGCUGCUUCGAUCACGGACAAGAGCGCGCCUCGACCGGAUUCUGGGACGGGUAUUGCGCUUUGGUCAAGACCACGGACGAGCUGUUCAGCCUCCUCAAGAGACACCUCAAUGCCACGUCCAUCCGCGGAGAUCCGGUGGCCUUCAGCAUGUAUCUGAACCUGCGCGCCACGGAAAUCUUUUCGCACGAGUCUGCCAUCACGCGGAGCGAAGAGCAGGGGCUGCCGCCGCUCAUGACCGCCGAGAGCCAACGACGCGCCACGGCCGCGGCGUUCCAGAUAUCGAGCGCGGUGCGCCUCAUCCUGCCGUCGCCGUGGAAGGCGCACAACAACAUCAUCAUGCUGCAGGCCGUAUUCAUUGCGUGGCCUCUUACCAUGGCCCUCAAGGCGCUGUACCGGGAACUCGUGCAAGGGGGGAACCGCGAGGCGCUGAACGGCGUUGUGGCUUCGUCAAGGUUACUCCUCGCCUUCUUGGAUCACAUUGAGGAGUCGGGCGGGCACUGGCAUCAGUGUGUGGCCCAUGUCGAGGCAAAGCUCCAGGAAUGGGAUGAAAAGAACGGUUUCAACUCCCUGGCUCUGUAGGAGGCCUAUACGGCGUGAAGCUCAACAGAUGAAUGGGAAUGCUUGCUUCGGCCGCCUGCGUCGAAGGAAUUCCCAUCGGCAAGGUGGCAGUAUCAAGACAAGGAGAGAGAGGUAUACCUUUCGGCAUUCAUAGAGUGA
This is a messenger RNA of Colletotrichum navitas, 2339 nucleotides long. RefSeq lists its product as uncharacterized. Gene Ontology annotation, molecular function: zinc ion binding; DNA binding; DNA-binding transcription factor activity, RNA polymerase II-specific. Gene Ontology annotation, cellular component: nucleus. NCBI's taxonomy places the organism in Eukaryota, Fungi, Ascomycota, Sordariomycetes, Glomerellales, Glomerellaceae. The coding region runs from base 204 to 2201 and encodes 665 amino acids. Gene Ontology annotation, biological process: DNA-templated transcription; regulation of DNA-templated transcription. The transcript has 4 exons. The record is from RefSeq and is a predicted model, not a curated record.